AUUAUUGGGGCACACACACCAUUCUCAUUUCUAUAUAACCACCUUAAUAUCCUCUUCUUUUCCAAAUCACAAAUCUCACUAAUUCACAAACACAUUAGUAUUAGUACUAAUUCACAAACAAAACAAUAUGUCUGGUCUCAUUAAGGUUGUUGCACUUUCUGGUUCUCUCCGUAAAGCUUCUUACAACACUGGUCUCAUCCGUUCUGCUAUUGAGCUGAGCAAAAGUGUGGUUGAGGGUGUUGAAGUUGAAUAUGUUGAUAUUUCAAACCUACCAUUGUUGAAUACUGAUCUUGAGAAAGAAGGGACUUAUCCAGCUGAAGUUGAAGCCUUUCGUCAAAAGAUUCUUGGAGCUGAUAGCUUUCUCUUUGCUUCUCCAGAAUAUAAUUACUCUGUCUCAGCUCCACUAAAGAAUGCAAUUGAUUGGGCUUCAAGACCACCAAAUGUUUGGGCUCGUAAACCUGCUGCGAUAGUGAGUGUUGGAGGAGGACAUGGUGGCGCAAAAUCACAUUAUCAUCUCCGUCAAAUUGGAGUUUUCAUCGAUCUUCAUUUCAUUAAUAAACCCGAGUUUUUCCUAAAUGCAUUCCAACCUCCGGCAAAAUUUAACGGUGACGGUGACUUAAUCGAUGAAGAUGCCAGAAAUAAGUUGAAGGAAAUUCUUUUGUCCUUGAAGGCAUUCACCCUUCAACUUCAAGGCAAAAAUUGAAACAAUUAUCAGUAACUUUAAUUGUUUGAAAUACAUCAAGCUUUGGAUGUUAAGAAAGAUUUGGAUUUUAGCAUAAGUUGAUGUUAUUUGUUUUUUAUUUACAAUUGAAAUUUUUAUUUA
Molecule: messenger RNA, 823 nt
Organism: Trifolium pratense (red clover)
Lineage: Eukaryota; Viridiplantae; Streptophyta; Magnoliopsida; Fabales; Fabaceae
Product: NADPH:quinone oxidoreductase-like
Exons: 3
Coding region: 128-703 (191 amino acids)
Cellular component (GO): cytosol
Molecular function (GO): FMN binding; oxidoreductase activity
Source: RefSeq, a predicted model, not a curated record